AUGUCGUCGUCAAGCGAACUAACCAACAAGGACAGUUCAUUGUCUCAGGAAGACCCAAAAUAUGCGGAAAGUAAUAAACUUAAGACAGUAGAACUGAAUAGUCUAAACCUGUCCGUAUCAUCACUCAACUCAAGCCGAGAAGGAUCUCCUCUCAGAGAACCAUUAGCUUACGACAAUGAUUUACAUGGAGUCAACUCAAAGAUAAGGAGAAGGUCUAGUGUUGGAAAUAAAUCGGAUAGAGGAAGAUCACAUUCUCUUGUUAGCUCCCUAGCUGACCAUUUAUCAGGACGAGGGCAUUCUAUGAGUAGACAUUCAGUAGACAGUCAACAAAGCUUGAGUAGGUAUUCUACAAGUUAUUCGGUUAAGGAGAUAUAUGGUGACAUGCCUGAAGAGGAAAUAAUGCUUCAAAGAAGUGCAACGAAGUCUACCAUUUUAAAUACUCUUUCAAAGAGAGUUGAGAACGCGAAUAUAGAAGCAGAAAGAGGUGAAAAUUUCGAUAAAGAAAGCAAAGUAGACGAGCGUAUUUCGGAAGAAGAUAGGUUGUACCAGGAAGUUCCAGAUAUUCCUGUACCCACCACAAAGUUUGGAGGUGAAUUCAGCAGUAUCGAUCCUGAAUUAGUUACGUGGGAUGGUAGAGAUGAUCCAGAAUAUCCAAGAAAUUGGUCCCUUGGAUCAAAGAUUUUGCAAACUGCUAUUGUUUCUAUUUAUACCUUAAUUCCCCCAAUGUCGUCAUCAGUUUGUUCACCAGCUAUGCCUGAUAUCGCUGAGUCACUUGGAAUGAAUUCUCAAUUCCUUCAAUCAUUUUCUGUUUCAAUUAUGGUUUUAGCAUGGGCACUAGGUCCUAUUAUUAUCGCUCCUUUGUCAGAAUCUGAUAAAAUCGGUAGAAGAUGGGUCCUUAACAUAUCCGUUUGGAUUAGUUUUAUAUUUAAUCUCGCAUGUGCCUUCUCAAAGAACACAGCACAAUUAUGUAUCUUUAGAUUUUUAGGAGGUCUUGGGGGAGCUGCUCCAUUAAAUGUUGGAGCUGGUACUAUUGCUGAUUUAUGGGAUGAUAGAGGUAGACAGUUUGCAAUGGCUGCAUAUUCAAUCAGCCCUUCAUUAGGACCUGUGAUUUCGCCAAUUAUGUCGGGAUUUAUUGUUGAAAACACGCAUUGGAAGUGGGUGUUUCUUGUUUUAGCCAUAUUAAACGCAGUUGUUGCUUUUGUUGGUACAUUAUUAUUCAAAGAAACCUACUCGCCAAAAUUAUUAAGUCUUAAGGCUAAGAGAUUGAGAAAAGAAACAGGCAAUGUUCAUUUACAUACAAUUUUCGAGAUCGCUAACGGCGAGACUACGUCUGAAAAGGUAUUCAAUACCGUGACAAGACCCUUGCAACUACUUAUUUCUCAUCCGAUGUGUUUUGGUUUAGGUUCAUUCAUGGCCUUCAUAUAUGGUUUUAUGUAUUUGAUGGUCGUUACAUUCCCAGGUGUAUUUCAAAGAAAUUAUGGAUUCUCAGUAGGUAUUUCAGGUUUGAUGUUUGUGCCGAUGGGAAUUGGCUAUGUUGUUGGUAUUGGGUUCUGGACAUGGCUCAUAGACUAUUUUUAUAUAAAAUUAACGGAAAGAAACAAUGGUGUCAGUAAACCAGAGUACCGGUUACCAUGUUUGUGCUUUGCAGGUAUUGGUAUACCGGUUGGUCUUGUGUGGUAUGGUUGGUCAGCUCAGAAAGAAAUACACUGGAUAAUGCCAGCAAUUGGAAGUUGUAUUUUUGCAUUUGCAUACAUUCCUGUGUUCCAGACUAUUCAAAAUUAUUUGAUUGAUAUGAAUACCCGUCUUUCUGCUUCGUCUAUUGCUUCAUGUUCGAUUUACAGAUCUAUUUUUGGGUUUGCAUUGCCACUUGCAGCUGAUCCAAUGUACAAAAAACUUAACUAUGGUUGGGGUAACACUAUGUGUGCGUUCAUUGCAUUCGCCUUAGGAAUACCAUUUCCAAUAUUCUGUUUAAUGUACGGUGAAAGACUCAGAGACUGGGCCAACAGAAGACUCGACAAGAAGCAGGCUGCCAGAGACGCAAGAAACUUGAAAAGAUUGCAACAGCAAAAUGAAAAUGAACUUGCUAAAAUGGACAAGUCGCAACCUGUCAUGGAUUCUUCAUUUCUGAAGACCGACUAG
Molecule: messenger RNA, 2139 nt
Organism: Debaryomyces fabryi
Lineage: Eukaryota; Fungi; Ascomycota; Pichiomycetes; Serinales; Debaryomycetaceae
Product: MFS transporter
Exons: 1
Coding region: 1-2139 (712 amino acids)
Biological process (GO): transmembrane transport
Molecular function (GO): transmembrane transporter activity
Source: RefSeq, a predicted model, not a curated record